Messenger RNA from Closterium sp. NIES-67, 4370 nucleotides. The record is from the annotation of a GenBank genome assembly. NCBI's taxonomy places the organism in Eukaryota, Viridiplantae, Streptophyta, Zygnematophyceae, Desmidiales, Closteriaceae.
GAGCUCUAAUGCUGGCCUAACGACGAUCGUUGGUGACGUCAGGCCGUAGCACCUGAAGCCUCCGCUUCGCUUUUGGAGAUACUUUUAGGUCUGUUGUAAAGCUUGUGUGUAGCUGGACUUCUCGUGUGGUGGGUGUAGUGCGGUGUUUCUGGGUUCGUCGUUGGAUCAUCAGUCAUAUCUUAGACUAGUUACGCGGUAUGCGUCGUCGGCGUAAUCUCAGUUUUUUAGAAUGUCGAGUUGACCUAGCCUCGAUCUACGGCGAAACCCAUCAAUGAAUGCAAGCGAGCGCGCUUAGUGGUAACAGCACGCGUGAUACACUCCUAUCGUGAUUGGUUCUGCGGGUCGCCACCAUGCUCCUUCGGCCAAGCUGCAGACGACCGUACCGAGUAGUCCCUUCAGAGUCCCUUUCAGUAUCCGGAGAAUCUUCAACUCAGAGAAGCAAUAAAGGUAGCAAUCGGAUUCCCGGUGGAUCCCUAGCAUCGAGCACGGUCGCCAUUCGCACAGCCAAUUCAUGUCUCCAGUAUCCCCUUUAUAAGCCUCGAUCCGCGAGAUCGCACCAUUCGAGUUGUAGUAGUCGACAAGGCAGUGUUUUUCCCCCGGUGACUCGCCUCCCUGAUCGAGGGCCACCGAACGCACAGAGAUGCAAGGGUUUGUUCCAGCCUGCGGUGACGAGCCUAGAGGCUCGACGGCCGUGUUUGGGUCAUGCCUGGCGUCGAUCGGGGGGAAUUGGUGGCCACGCGUCGACGUCUCAAUCCCUGGGCUCAAAGCACGGAGAAACGGCGUCUGACAGCCACGAGGGAACGACACUUAGAGAUAGCAGCAGCAGCAUCAGCGGCAGCAGCAUCAGCGACAGCAGCAGCGGCAGCGGCAUGAACAGCGAUCGGGCUACAGCUAGACUGAAGCUCGAGGGAUCGGCUCCUACUGAAGCACCAGGUGGGACUGUGCCUUGGGGGGUCAUUGCAAGGCGAGUGGCGAUCCUUGUCGUUUCCGCCGCCGUGUGCCUGACAGCCGUUCUAGCCUGCCGGCCAGUCCUAGCAGCAGAGUCAGCCUCGGCAUCGGCCUCGCCGAUCCUCCCAGCCUCGGCCGGAGCUCUGGUGUCGAACCUGGCGCAGCGGGCGCGGGUAUGGGGAGUGGGCGCGAAGCCGUCGUUCGUCCAGCUGCUGAAGGUGCUGAGGGAGCAGGGCGUGCUGCUGGCGGUGCUGCUGGGGCUGUCGGCGUUCUUCUCCAUGGCGGAAACCUCCAUCACCACGCUAUGGCCGUGGAAGGUGCGCGAGCUGGCAGAGCAGGAGAAGGAGGGCAGCGUGUUCCAGCUGCUGCGGAGGGACGUCACUCGCUUCCUCACCACCAUCCUCAUCGGCACCACGCUGGUGAACAUCUGGGCGACGGCCCUGGUCACAGACGCCGCUACAGCCCUCUUUGGGGAGGCAGGAGUCAGCGCCGCUACAGGCGUGAUGACGAUCCUCCUCCUCGUCUUCACUGAGAUCGCCCCCAAGUCCAUCGCAGUGCACAACGCCACCCAAGUCGUCCGUGUCGUGCUGCGCCCAGUGGCGUGGCUGUCAGUGGUGCUGUAUCCCGUGGGUCGCCUCUGCACCUAUGCCUCAACGGGCCUCUUCCGCCUGCUCGGGCUCAAGACCAGCGGGGAGCCGUUUGUGACGGAGGAGGAGCUAAAGCUCAUGCUGAGGGGGGCGGAGAUGAGCGGCGCUAUCGAGGAGGAGGAGCAGGACAUGAUCGAGAACGUGCUGGAGAUCAAGGACACGUAUGUGCGGGAGGUGAUGACUCCUCUGGUAGAUGUUGUUGCAGUCGACUCCACAGCCUCGCUCAUGGAGCUGCGCGCCCUGUGGGUGCGGCACCAGUACUCGCGCGUGCCCGUGUACGAGCGGCGCGUGGACAACAUAGUGGGCAUCGCGUAUGCCAUGGACAUGCUGGACUAUGUGGAGCAGCCGGAGCUGCUACAUCGCUUGAGUGUAGGCAGGAUUGCGCACCGGCCGGCAUACUUUGUCCCUGAUUCCAUGUCGGUGUGGAACCUUCUGAGAGAAUUCCGGAUCCGUAAAGUGCACAUGGCCAUCGUGCUCAAUGAAUACGGUGGCACCGUGGGGCUGGUGACGCUGGAGGAUGCGGUGGAGGAGAUAGUGGGGGAGAUAUUCGACGAGAACGACUCCAAGGAGGAGAUCCGCCGCAAGACAGGGUACAUCAUCCAGCGCGCGGAGGGCGUGUAUGACGUCGACGCCAACACCACUGUGGACGACCUCGCUGACAUUCUCCAAAUCGUGCUCCCUCCGCGCGCAUCCUUCUACGAGACGGUGUCUGGCUUUGUGUGCGAGGCGUUUGGGUACAUCCCCCGCACGGGCGACACCAAGAUCAUUCGGCUGCAGCGGAAGGAGAGCGAGGAGGAGGAGGAGGGCAAGGGUGCGGAGGAGGGGGGGGCAGGCGGGAAGGGCGGGAAGGGCCGGGAGAGGGACGGAGGAGACAAGGGGACGCGGAGGCAGCUGCUGCGAUUCCAGCUGGAGAUUUUGUCCGGUAAUGCAAGGAAGGUGGUGGCAGUUAGAUUCGAGGAGCUGAAAGAGACGGAAGGGGCCAGAGGGGGCGGCGUGAAGGGGAAGCUAGGGGCGGCGAAGGAGGAGGAGGAUAUAGAGAAGGAGACAGAGAGGAAGAGGGAGAAGGACAGGGAGAGAGCGUUGGUGGAGGAGUGGGAGAGUGAGAAGAGGAGGGAGGGGAGGAGGAAAGAGAGACUUAGUCAGGAGGUGCGGUCAAGAGCGUUGGUUGAGGUGGGGAAGGGGGAGGGAGAGGGGGAGAGCAAGUGUGACACAUGUGGUGAGAACGAGGUGCGCAAGGGAAGACUGGGGGGGAGGGGGGUGCUUCUGGAUAGUGAGAGUGAGGGGGAGGAUGGGGAGGUGCUGGUUGGGGGAGGGUGGCUGACGGCUGGGGAUGGGGAGGAUGGGGUGUACACUGAGGGUGUGUACACAGACAUAGACAUGGGGGAGAGGGAGAGUGAGAGGGAGAGGAAGAGUGAGAAAGGGAGUGAGUUGGUGCGUGCGUUUGAUGGUGAUGGGAGAGAGGGGUCUGUGGGAGAGGAGGAGGAGGAUUCAGAUGCAGAGGAGUCAGAAGGGGAAGGGGAAGGGACGAGGAAAGGGGAAUCGAGGGACGUCCUUGAGUUGCAAGGCACAGCGAAGUACCAGCAGCAGCACGAGCAGCAGCAGCACGAGCAGCAGCAGCACGAGCAGCAGCAGCACGAGCAGCAGCAGCACGAGCAGCAGCAGCACGAGCAGCAGCAGCACGAGCAGCAGCAGCACGAGCAGCAGCAGCACGAGCAGCAGCAGCACGAGCAGCAGCAGCACGAGCAGCAGCAGCACGAGCAGCAGCAGCACGAGCAGCAGCAGCACGAGCAGCAGCAGCACGAGCAGCAGCAGACAACAGCAGAAGAGGGCGAGGAGCCAGGGGCGCUUGUGAGAGAUACAGCAGGGGAUGGGAGUGGCAAGAGCACCAUGGGAAGCAUGGGGGGAGAUAGGGGCGCAGUGGUGGGGAGCAAGAAUGGCAGCAGCCUAGUGCGGGGGGAAGGAUGGAAGGAGGAGAGUGAAGAGUGGAGGGCGGAGGCUAACAAGUGGAGGGAGGAGGCGGUGGCAUGGCGGGAGGAAGAAGACUCGGACUACAGCUCAGGCUCGGACGGCCGCGUGGGGCUCGAGGGGGGAGUGGUUGGGCCGCGGGGCGUGGGGGCGGUGCAAGGUGUGGGGGGGACGCCGGGAGGAGGGGGGAGUGUGCGGGAGUUUGAGGGCGUGGCCAUGGCGCAGGAGCAGUAUGAGCGGUGGGAGGAGAAGGAGAAGCAGGUGGAGAGGAGGAGGCAGAGGAGGAGGAGGGAGAGGAGCGAGGCUCAGGCAGAGUUGAGGCGACAUGCGCUGGGCACAGGGGGUGGUGGAGGAGAUGCGGCCAGCCCCCUCUCCCUGCAUGCUGAACCGCUCAGACUCAGGCUCAGCCGACCAGAUGUGAUGUCAGAGAGCGAGAGGGAGUGAGGGGGAGUGAGGGGAGUGGGAAGGGAAAGGAGAGAGUGCCUGGCAAGUACUGGGAACAGGCAGCAGCAGCAGCAGCAGCCCUCUCUCCCUGCAUGAUGAACCGGCUCAGACUCUAGCUCAUCCAACCAGACGUGUGGUAAUGGGGAUUGAGAGGGGCUGAUGAAGAGCCAAGGAGUGUGGUAACCAUGUUGUAGCACAGUAUCAGCGGUGUUGAGCACGGGCCUUCCGAAUGCAGAAAGCUGUGUUUAAACAAAGAUACCAUAGUACAGAUACGAUAUUGUAGAAAAGGAAAUGGUGGUUGAACACCUUCCUAGAUAUAGUUGUAUUCCCAUAUUGAGGAAGGUGCGCAUAAGUACGUGAGCAUAA